Lymnaea stagnalis (great pond snail) is the source of this 12483-nucleotide messenger RNA. Lineage: Eukaryota; Metazoa; Mollusca; Gastropoda; Lymnaeidae. The record is from the annotation of a GenBank genome assembly.
AAUGACAAAUAGUGACAUGGUAUGUGGCCCACAAAAGAAAUCGGCAAUUCCCAAAAAUAAAUGUCCCAUGUGUAGCUUGUCAACCAUAUGGAAUUUGAGAAGUUUAGCGAUGAAUCUUUAAUGUGGUAAGUCAUUAAAAAACUAUGAUUGUUACUCUUUAAUAUAAGAAACAAUAUUUUCUAAAUUAUUCUCCAAAAAAAAAACCCGUUAAACAUCAGACUUUUAAGGGCAAAAAACCCCGUUCAUUUGUAUGUUAAAACAAAUGCCUCAAACAAAUAAAAGAUGUAAUCCGUGACAAGGUGAAAAGUAGGCUAUAUAAAAUGAAGCACGCGCUAUGUUUACUAUAUUAGAUAGAUGAUAUAUCUAGAUAGACAGAGAGACAAUGUAGACAUUUUAAAUAUUACUCUAAAUAAUAAUAUUAAGGAUAUAGAUAUGUUAAAAGCUAUAUAUUGACACAUAAGGGGGUGCGUUCAAACCACGUGAAGGCAACAGUAGAAUAAGAUUACUGUGGCACAGGCAAUGCCAAUUUCUUUGGAGACUAGGGCUCAAGUAUUAAUACGUGAAAACAUAAUACCUAACACAUUUGGUAAACGAUAUUACCAAUGCUUAUUUUAAAGUUUAACUUCACCGUGGGAGUGAUGACUACUGCAGUUUUAGGACUAGAUGCUUCAAUAGUCUACAGAUAUUAAAAUCAACAUUGAAAAAGUAUCGAAAAGUUAUUUUAUUUUCAUAGAGCUCCCCUACAGUAAUACAAUAUAUGACAUCGUAUGGACCUUGCAUUUAUGUUAGACGUGAGUGAAAGUAAUCCUGACAAAGCCGGGUAUAUCAGCUAAUAUAUAUAUAUAUAUAUUUAUUUAUUUAUUUAUAUAUAUACAAAUACCCAUUCGUUCAUGUUGGAUUGUAACACACCACCAACUAAAUUCUCCGCUUAUAACUUUUUGAUAAAACCAGAUGUAUACCCAUAGCUUUAGCCAUAUAUAUCAUACAAAUAUAUAAUUCUCUUUAUAAAAAUUUCACUAAAGCUACCAUAUUGCGCUGAUUUCAAUAAUUAAAAUUCACGGUAAUUGCGCUAAAUGAGAGUCUUAAAAAUACUGGAGCUGCGUUUGGUACAAAAUAUUUUCCCUUUUUUAUGCUAAUAGUCGCUUUAAUAAAAGUGAUCCCCAAAGGGGGGGGGGGCAUCAGAUUAUUAAAUAAUUCAGAGGAGAUGGCGUGGAGGGUUUUGGGCAACUUUAUUUGGGAAUUUUUUGAACGGCGUUACUUGAAUGCUUGUGUAGUCAAGCUACUUUUGUAGUUGGGAAGUUACGCAAUGCAUACACUAUUGGUUCAGCUAAGUUACACUGAGGAUUGUUUGCAAGAGUCUUUAAAAAAAUUAUUUAUUUCUGGGAGCUCUUGUCAUUUAUGCAAAUUUGCAAUGAAGGUAAAUGCAUAAAUUGCUCCAUAAUUAUGUACUUAUUUCAGAAAUUAAAAAAAAAAUCGCUGAACCAGACCAUGAAGCAAAUUUUGUUCCUUUUGGCUUUCAUAAAUGGCUUUGGUGAGUAAAGAAAUUAUAUAUAGAAGAUACAUAUUUGGAGCCAUAAUUUACAUAAGUUUGAAUUAGAUCUAAAAUUGUUAGUUAAACCAAAGUAAUUUUGUAAAUUAUUCUAUAAUUUCAGAAACUGAAAGAAAAACAACAACAUUUUUUUUGUGCUAACAUUCAAAUUUUUAGUUGGUACGAUGAUAUAUGGUCAGAUUAAGAAAUUUUAAAUCUGGGUAGAGUCAACAUUGGGAGACAUAACUUAUGCCCUGUCCAUUGAUAGCUAUAAUAAAGUAGGCCAGGUCCUGGUAAUUCCUUGUCCAAAGAUAGCGUUAGUUCAUUGUAGUUGGCCUGGUCCAUAGAUAGUGAUGGUUCAUGGCAGUAGGCCCAGACACGUUUUGAAAAUAAACCAGAGACCGAUUCCAGAAUUAUUUAUUUGAACAUGUAGUUUCAUGCUGUUCGGACCCGAAUCGUAAGGCUUAAAUGGUGGUCUCAGGAUCGGGGCCGGUCUGGCCCCGAUCCUGAGACCACCAUUUUGGGGCACCCCGAAUGUAAAGUAUUCACUAUUUAGAUCGCGUACAAUAAUAAAGAAGGCGAAAAAAAAUCAUGGGUUAAAAACCUUCCAAUGUUUCAAAUCAAUUUUAGAUUGCUUCUUUGGCCAUUUUGUCCUUUUCCUUAUAUAAAGGUUUUUGUGCCUUUUACGCCAGAACUCAUUUGACGCACUUGUACAGAAGUAUAGAUAAAUUUAAUGCAUUUUUGACGGUAAGAGCCAUUACGUUACAGCGGCAACUUCAAAAAAGAAAUUAUAUCGUUAACUAAAGAAGAAGUUUUAAUAAAUUAAAUAGUUUAACAAUAGUUAAAAUCCAUAAUAUAUAUAUAAAAAUAUAUAUAUACUUCGUAAAAACGUAUUCCUGUGAAAUAAAGUCAUUAUUAUUUGCAAAAAACUAGUGUUUGGUGAAUGUGUAGAGUGUAUACUACAUUUGAAAGGGUGAUAAGGGAAAGAUUGCAAUCAGGUUAGUAAAAUACGUAAUAAGUAACAUAAAGUAUGGUUAAACCUGACAAAGGAUCGCAACAUAAAAACGAACGUUUUGGCAUGAAGCCUUCGUCAGCGAACAAAAAACAGAAUAAAUUGUAUAAAAAAUAUAGCAUUUAACUGAGUCGUAGUGUCCGACAGGGCAUCAAAAGAAUUGUGUAUACUACAUUUAACCCAGAAGAACGCAUAUCUGCAAUGUAAACAGAUCAGCUAAAAGCUAUGUGUAAUUAUUUAUUGAAAUUAAUCUCUUAAAAUUUUAACGAUUAAUCGAAUAAGAAAAUUUAAUCAGUACCAAUCAUAGUUAAAAGUAAAUAGAAAAGAUUUGUAUCAACUCAACAAAAUCUAAAAAGAUUAGGUUACGGCAAUAAAAAGUUGAAAUAGUUGUAAUUUUGUUUAGAUCAAAAUGUGAUUUUAACAUAAACACGAGAGACUAACUGUUAGAUUAAUUCCGAUAAAUUAAAAGGAAUUCAUUUAAACCGCAUUGAAUUUAUUUAGAAGUAAUCAUGACAUAUUUUUUUUUACUUAGGGCAUGAAAAAACAUUCACCUGGCAAAGUAUCGAGUUCUGAGAAGUACGACUAGUUUGGUCGUCGAAUUUCAAGUGUUGAUACGUUGGUUUUUUUUUGUUUUUGUUUUUUGUUUUUUUUUUUGUUUUAUCUUUCUAGAUAAAAGAAAAUAGCGUUAUAUUCAUAUGUUUGUAAUCUGACUUCUUGACUCAAUCUUAAAGCCAUUGGUCAACAGCUUGUCCUUGGACAAUUAUCUAACAGAUAGCAGUACCAGGGAAAUAAGUGACAGCUGAGUGUCUGUUGUGAGAAACAGAAAAAUGUUUGGUAUGUUUAUAUCAACAACGUUAACAAACAGAAACUAGGAACCAGAGGCGUAGGAAGGGGGAGCAUGGGGCGGCCUCGGACCCGUAAAGCACUUAUUUAAUUACCAUGGAUGGGCUGCGUUUGCGGCUAAAUGCUAAUUCUUUUCUUGGAAUAAGCUGAUUAGAUUUCCAGCUCUUGAAAAUUUAUUGCGAUGGCAACCGAUGCAGCUCAAGAUUUCAGGGAUUGGCAUUUUUAAAAAAAGGAAAGUUUAACCUAAAAUGCAAAAACAAAUCGAUUUACCACUUCCAGCACGAUAAGUCUUUGAAUUUCGCAAUUCUUUGUUUUACGUUGUCUACUGAUGCAGGCAUCUAACCUAAACACUCUUUAAUGUUUUCCUGUAAUUUCAUUGCAAGCCCUAAAAUAUUUUGUAAGCUGAUAGAACAUGUAAAAGACCCGGUCCAAAAGGUAUCAAAGUUAUUACUUUAAGUUGUCACAUUUAAAACCCUUCAAAUAAAUAUCUAUAAUUAUAUUUGACGUAUACUUGACGAAGAGAUUUUGAGAACGGAAUGGCAUUUUUUAGUCAAACAUAACACAAUAAAAUUAUACGAGGUGAAAUUUUGUAAGAAAUACUUGCUGUCUAAAACGUCAGAAUUCUACAUAAAUAAGGGCUCAAAAUAUUUCAACUUAAACAAUAUAACAAUGAAACUUAACUGAAGUUUUUUUGUGUUUUUUUUUUUAAUUAGUAAUAAUUUUACCUAAAAGAACGCAAGCAAUUUCAAUAAAACCUGCUCUUUAGAAUUGGUUUUUUAUUUCUCUCGUACCCAUUAUUUAUUCCCUUUGGAAUUCUAUUUCACGUAUUCAUCAAUUAAUUUUGUGUAAUAUAUUUUUUUUCUAAAAUUUUCCAUUAGCACACUUGCAAGGUCAAACGAUCAACCAUUUAAAGUACAUCAUAGAGAAGGCAAACAGAGAGUGUGCAAUCGGCCACGUUAGCCAUGGUGAUAAAGUUGUGUUGACAUGUCAGAUUGAUUGUUCUCAAUCGCAGGUUAAAGAUGGCAGAUACAUCGAGUUUCGUAAGUGGAGUGAAGCUGAUAAAAAAUUCAUUAAUGUGAGUUUGACUGUGUUUUGGUAACAAUUAAUAUAAAUUUAAUAUUAAACGGACACAUUAAAUAUCGCAAGUUCCUGAAUUUUCUACUCAUAAGAAAGCAUUUUUAAAAAUACAGUACUUUUAAUAAAGUGUUUUAACAAGGCCACCAUUUAUAGAGAUCAACAUAAAAAUAACUUAUCAUAAUUAUAUUAAAUAGAAAAAACAACAACCUGCAAUAGCUUUGGAAUUUCAGAACAUUAUUAAGAUGUUUUGACAGGCAUUUUUCAAACUUUAAUUAAUACACGCCAUAAUUUAACAAUUUACAAUAGGGAUGUGUUUUCCACAUAUUUCUUUUUUUAAAUAUUAACUGAUAAGUUUAAAGAGGGCCUCCUAAUGCAAAACAAAAUACGCCACGUGUUUUAUGUGGUGUAGAUAGAUAUUCUUUAGUUAAAAUUAAAACGCCAACCUAUAAACCGACCGAAAGUAUUUUUCUCAUUUCGGCAAAAACCAAAACAAGGCUUGAAGUUAAAAAUAACUUUCAUCCGAAACCGAAGCCGAAACCUAAACGAAACCAAAAGCUUAACCAGACUUACGGUUCAAACUGAAGUCGAAACCAAAAGCUCAGCCGAGUCUUACGGUUCAAACUGAAGUCGAAACCAAAAGCUCAGCCGAGUCUUACGGUUCAAACUGAAGUCGAAACCAAAAGCUCAACCGAGACUUACGGUUCAAACUGAAGUCGAAACCAAAAGCUCAACCGAGACUUACGGUCGAAACCGAAGCCGUAACCUUCAUCUUAAAUAUCUUUAAAUUCGUUCACGCAUAAAUUCUACAUGCAUCGAACAAUGAAGAGGGGACGUAGCAAUAUUCACAUUCUUUGCACAUAAAAUUAGAUCAUCGUGACUAUGAAUCAAUAAAUAUUUAUGAAUACUUGAACUUUCAUCAUUUUAAUUUAAAAUUUUAAAUUUCUGAAAUAUUUUUUAAAGUAGUAUGGUAAGAGAAAAUUGGAUGGGGUUGGAGGGGGGUGUCAAAUUUCAUGCAAAACAGACCCUUUGCUUUUAUAAUUUAAUAACAACCUAGAAAAUAUACCUACCAUAAUUAGAGCCAAUUGUCAUCUAAAAAUCAGUUAUUAAGAAUAUAAAAAAUAUCACCAUAAUGUUUGAUGUUUCGUGGCUAUCUUCAAACUAAUGAUGUGUGUUUUCAUAAAUAGCUGGCAAGAUAUAUCAUCACUCUAUUUGUAUUUAGCCUAUUACCAACACAUUAGUCUUUGGAGACGUAAUUUUUUUUUGUCCGGUAAUUAACCUUCCUCAGCCUCAUUCGUGGGGAAAUUUAUUUUGUUAAACAAUGUCUGACGGCUCAUUAAGGAAGAAUAGCAAAGCCAUCUCACAAUCGUAAAUGGGUGGCCAACAUCAUAAAAGUAAACAGGUCUUCAGUAGGCCUACUACAUAAUUAUAUAACGAGCCAGCGAUACAUGCAAAAAGUUUUAUUCCGUCAAUAACAAUGUUAAUGAGCAUGAUGAUGAUGCAUUUCACAAAAUGAAUCAAUUGAAAAAGCGUAACUUUCCUUAAUGUUAUUUUAAAAUAAUAAAAAUAAUAAUGGAAAUAUUACCAUGCCCAAGGAUUUUAAAAAUAUUAUUCACCUUUUCCUAUGAGAAAAAUAAUAAGCAUGAUAAUGAAAAAAUCGAAAUAAGUAUCAAAAAAUGAAUGAAUUGAAUAAACCUCCCAACGUUCCGAAUUGUAUUUUUGAAAAAACUUAAAACAAAAAUAAUGAUAUCAAUAUUACCAAUUCAUUAGUUUUUCUACUUAAAACUCUUACUUUUGUCAAGGCUAAAUCGACAUUUAAUUGUUUAAAAUAGAAGACAAGUAGGUCACCAUGCAACUGUGAGCAGAAAAAAAACUGGCUACACUUUGAAUAAACUUUUAUAUGCUAGUUGUAUCUCUUUAGCUCAUAGUAAGAACCUUCGAGAAGAGCUCCGGGAACCUAAAAAAAAACAUUUUGAUUUUGAUCAUCAAGGUUAUCACAGGCACUUCACACAGACAUCAAUUUAAAUGUGUUAAAGCAUCCUUAUGCACAUUUAAUUAAAUAACUUCUUAUGCCAUAGUAAAUAGUGCAAUUUAAGUAUAGAACGUUCUGGAAUAUUGCAAAAUACUUUUUGAUACCCUAGUGAAAUUGUAAAAAAAGUUCAUUGGUUCUAUAGGUCAAUUACAAUCCACCUCCCCCUUAAAUAAAUUGUAGAAACCUAUAUUUUUUUUUUUAAUUCUACAAAUGUUCACACAUUCCCCCCCCCCCCCCCCCUGUGGGUCAAGAUGUUUUCACAUUAUUCCAAUCCGGUCACUUCAUGUAUCCUCUACAGCUGUAUAAACAAUUUGUAUUUUACACACAUUGUGCUCUAGUGUUUUGAAAAUGUAUUUCUAGUGUUUGUACACAUACGUUUCUUGCCAUGCGGAAGAACUGAGAAGGAUUGUGAUACAAAUAAAAUACUGACCAUUUGGAUAACGAUGUUUCGAAGAAUUUCCUCUCGGAAAAUUGACGCUCCACUGUAAUAACAAAAUCGUAUCUUAAAUAAUGUGCAGAUACUGAAUACCGUACAGAUAGUGAACUAAAAAUAAAAACUUUAGAAUACAAUUUUUGAUGGUACAAUAUGAAACUGUGCGACAAGUUAAGGUAGUAAAACUGUGCUGCAUGACAAGGGUUAACAAGGAUUGAAAUAUUUGCCUUGCCCAUUCUGCGUUAUGAAGGUUUGUUUAUACAACUGUUUGCAGCAUCAAUCAAUCCACCAAUAAACUGUUUGCAGCAUCAAUCAAUCCACCAAUCAACUGUUUGCAGCAUCAAUCAAUCCACCAAUCAACUGUUUGCAGCAUCAAUCAAUCCACCAAUCAACUGUUUGCAGCAUCAAUCAAUCCACCAAUUAACUGUUUGCAGCAUCAAUCAAUCCACCAAUCAACUGUUUGCAGCAUCAAUCAAUCAGCCAAUCAACUGUUUGCAGCAUCAAUCAAUCAACCAAUCAACUGUUUGCAGCAUCAAUCAAUCCACCAAUCAGCCAAUGAUACAGUGGGCGGGCUGCCUAAGCGGCGGAGUGUCCGCUAUUCGGGUUUAGGGAAUAAAGGUUACGCUGGGGAUGGCUAAAUGAUCUCCGGCUCGACGGUUUGCAGUUUUUCUUAAGAUAUUAGUUGCGAAUGCUAACAAACUUCAAACAAACAAAGAAACACACCCAAAAAUCAUAGUGUUACUUUAAUAAAAAAUUGAAGCUGAGUCGUGGUGACUGACAUUUUUCAUUGAUUUUUAGAACUCCAAGAAAUGUGCCCUGAGAACUAUGGCUUUAAUUGGGUCUUAUAAAUCUCAAAUCCCUUUUUGUAUUUCCCCAGGCAACAACAGCACACAAAUUAACACAUACAAUAUUUUUUGUCCAUCAGCUCUAUUCUACCACCCCCCGUCUUUGGUAACACCCACUUUAGGAACCACUUAAUAGAUCAUUAGUAUAUCAUCAACACUUCUUGAGAAUGAGUUUUGAAUUAGCAAGUUUUUAUUUAACACUAAACAGUUUUGAAUAAACCCUCAAGAUGGAGAUUAAAAUCCCUAAGAAAGAAUAGCAACUUCAUCACGUCUGCAUAGCUAAAAUCAUCGGCAUGGGUUUUCCGCCAACGAAACCAUAUAUCCAUUCACGGCAAAAAGUAAGAAUGUUGUAGCGUUACUACUACCGUUGCGUUGGGUGUUUAACGGUCGGCCGGGUUGUUUUUCUUCGGGUGGACAGGUCCGCCAUGCCACGAAGAUACAAACCCAUGUGGACGUCCCAAAAUUUCCUCGGACACGCUUCCGCUCUCGCUGAACGAUCAGAUUGAUACAAAAUUAACGAUAGUAAUUAGUCGACUGAAGCGGUGCGUUGUCUCAGUGAGCCUCCAAGAGUAAGGAGUGCGUGUCGUUGGGCACAAAUCCAAACCGUGAUUCUGACUGUGACAUACGUAUUUGAUACUAAAUUUUUUUUUUAAUAAAGUGAGGUACAAUACGGGAGAAGAGAUGCUUAACAUUUCAGGAUAUUUUCUAAACCUAAGAAAGGUUAUAGUAUUUAAUUUAAGAGAAUUUAAGACUUUCUUUAUUUCAAAUUAACCAUAAUGCUGACAACUUUUAUCUUAUUCACAAAAAAAAUACAUUAACAUGUGUUUCAUUUCUUUAACAUCAAAGCACAAUUUGCAUUCAUCAGAAUAAGAAAAAUAUUAAAUUUAAAAAAAAAUAUAUUAAAGGUUAAAUUCUUUUUUUUGUGUUAAAAAAUGACACAACUCAAAGAUAUAAAAAAUUUAAAUCUCACUUUAAAUUCCAUUCAGAUUGAGAAAGUUCUCAUCGACCCAAAGAAAUGUAACAGCACAAUAAAAGUACCUGCAUCCACUGAACUAAGUGGUUUAAAACUACAAGCCUGCUUGUUAGGAGAAGAAGAUCAACCAGAAUAUUGCUCGCAUGAUAUUGAUUACCCAGUUGUGGACGGUAAUAUAUUGAAUACCACAAAUGCCAUAAAAUUAUGCCAUUUUUUAUCAAUAUACUGAGUGAAUAAAACAAACCUUUUAUUAAAUUUUUUACAGUUUUGCGACGGACAGAGAGCAUUUAAAAAUUACAACUAAUUACAAUUUCAUUGCAGAAAAAGUCAUAGUAAAAUAACUUUAGGUUUCUAGUGCAAUUAAUGAACAGUUCAAACCCACUGUGGGCUUGUUUAGCCAGAUUAAGCUUGAAGUUAAUUUUUAUUUAAAUAGUAACCAAAAGUCUUAGCAGUACUGUAUCAUUAUAAUAAUAUUAUUUUAUUAACACGUUACAUUCAUGUACAUUUCAAACCAUUCUUUUCCUGUGUUAACAGAUACGUGCCCAGACAACACUAAAAGCGAUCAUAACAAUGACUUACAAAUUGGAAUAGGUAAGGUCAAUUAUUUUAUAAUAGAUCACCAAAAUAGAAAAUUUGCUGUUAACAUAUUUUUUGGGGUAGCCGAACGCGUGGAAUUUUUCGGGAGGAACAGCUAAAAUCUGUUGUUGAAAACUGACUAAAAGACAGGCCUUCAUGAAGGUCAAAGAACAACAACAUUAGUGUAAAUUUUAUAAUAGACUGAUGCUGUAUGUUAUGGACGUAGCGAGACGUUACGAUGGAAUCACCGGUAAAAUGUUUGUGAAGGCUGAAGUAGAAAAGUAUCAGAAGUGUUUUUUUGGGGAGGAAUAAUGUAUUAAUACUUUCUGAAUCUGACAUUGAACGUGACACUUCUUCAAUGUUCUUAAAAGUAAAAGCAGUUUGUAAGUGAGUAACUAACUAUUAACACUUGACAUGUUGUUAAAAAAUUAAAAAGAAAUAGUCUCAACUGAUGUAUAUCAGAAAUAUGUAACAUUAAGAUUUUAAUUAAAUUGAUUAAUUUUAUAAUCAUGACUGUUACGCACUGACUAGUAUUGGGAGAAAUUAAUCUCCUAUUUUAAUUUUAAUUGGCUCGUUGUAAACAGUGCCUAACAAAGGACGAUACCAUAGAAUCAACAAUAUUAAAGAUACGACCCAAAACAGUUUCUAGUUACAAUUAAUAAGAUUUAUUAAGUCUAAAGAUAAUUAUAAAAGAAAAGAAAAUAUAAUGACAAUCUUUAACUUACAGUAUGGUAGAUCUCGUACCGGUACACAGUUAACACAGUUAGAAUAAUGUGCCAAUGAGUAAUGAUAAAUAAACACAUAUGAGCACACAAAUACACAAAGAAUAAAACACGCCUCGUAAUGUUAAUAAAAUCUAUCUAAAUCACCGUCCCUCCGUCCGUGCCUGUCAAUCCCUUAUAUAGGUCGCGUAAGCCCUGCCUCCCAGAAAACGUAUGACGUUUCUAGAAAAAAUCAGAUUCAUUCUACAAAAUACUACUUGGAACAGAUUAAUUAUUUUUAAUAGCUGGCGGAAUAAACAGGAAUAGAUCAAAGGACUAAGCCACACCCGUUUGUGAACACAGCGUCUCAUGCGGGGUCAAUCAUAGGGCACGCACGAGAAAAAAUAUGUUAACAAGCUCUCUAUAACAAUGACACAGUAGUAUUUCUGAGGUUAUUUUAAAGCUCUGAUAAUAUCGGGAUUUAAAAAAAAAAUAGCAUAUAAAAUUGAUCACAUGAAGCAAUGAAAUUGUAUUUGACAACCAGCAAAUGGUUCUAUGUAUUGACUUUCAAUUGUGAUUUAUCUGGUGUCCACAUGUUGUUUUAAUCAGAACAAACACUCUAAUUGAGGGAUCAUUGUCACUGCCUAUGAAAUACUACGUAGUUCGUCGGAAAAUACUAUAGGCCUUGACAUUUUCUGAAUUUUUGCAGACGCCUUGACAGGCGAUGCCAAAUAGGGACUCACCUGGGGAAACCAGAAUGUCUGGUCAUCGUAAGAAAAUUGAAAAGAAAAGCUUAAAUGUAAAAAUAAAUGGACUUUAUGCAGUUUAAAAAUUUAUAAUUUUGGCAUGUUUUGAAUACCUUCAAAAGACAAUGUUGCUUCCUUGAUUUUUAUUUACCCUAUUGUUCUUUGAUAAAAAAUUGAAAUAAACUUUGAAAAAAAAAAUUAUGAUAACACAUUUUCUACUCAUUAGGAACAGCCGCCAUCGUAGUGACAAUCGUGAUAGUAGUGUCCCUAUGUGUGCGAUGGAAAAAAGACAAGUAAGAUUUAUUGAUUGUUGAAGAACUAUAAAAUUAAUCUAUAAAUUCUGGCUAUACCCUACUCACUAGAGCAGCUGUGGGUGGCAUCUCGUUUGGGGGUCGAACGACCCUUUCACAGGUUUCCCAAAAGACUAUCGGAAAACACAUUUACUCCACAGUUAUGAAGUAGCAACGAAAAUAAUUUUGCAUUUGGGGGUCGCAAAAACAUGAGGAAUUAUAUUCAAAGGUCAUUUUAUCAAGAAGUUUGAGAACCACUGCACUGUCGGUAAGCUGGUUAUGCAAUGUGAGCGACUGAAACGCAAACUAAAAAAAUAUAACACCUUACCUACAAACAAUUGUUUAAUAUUGUUUUGACAUUUCACUAAAUAAAACGGCCACUUCGUUAAUUACGGUGCAUGCCAUGACUUUAACUCUUUCUUUCCCAUCAAAGGACUUACACUCUUUAAAUCAUUUAUCAUUUAGCCUAUAUGAUAAAAAUAUAUGUUAUUAAACUACAUUGAAUAAUGUACUUCUUUACUUAAAUAGUAUUGCUUGUUAUUUUUUGGAUAAGAUUUGUUUUGUCAACUGUGUCUCAUGUUGAAAUUAAUUACCAUUGUUCAUUUUAUUCAUUUACCAGUUUUAUAUUUUUUCAAUUAAACGACUUAAAACUACAAAAUUCAAUCGAAAGGGGUAAUAUUUAAAAUUUAAUAAUCUUAUAAAAUUUAAAAAAACAUGUAGUUCAAAUAUAAAAGGCGUAAUUUGUGCUUAUCAAUGAAUCCUUAACAAAUUUAAAGGAGACAUAUUACAAUAAUUUUUUUUAAAGUUAAUAAAGUAAAAACUACUGCAUGUUUGUAAUUAUAUGCCAUGACAUAAUAAAUUUUAAAAAAAGAAGAAGAAAAAUAGAGGUAUUAUUUUCAUUAUCUAGGAAACCACACAGUAUUUCAAACACCUCCACUUGAGACAAGUAUAUUUCACAAUUUGGUUUGAGUAUCUUUUUUCCCUAAUUAUAAACACAACAAAUGAAAUUAAAAUAUGUAUUGCAAGUUCUUCAUUUUUUUGUGGGAAAAUUAUUUAUCAGUUUUUUUUCCCUUAAAUUUGCACUUUUAACAACUAUUUCUUAUUUCGUAAAUUGUUUUUAGGCUACACUGUUGGGUAAGUUUUAAAAUAAAUCAUCUUAUUAUUAAUGGCCAACUCAUCGUUGAUUUUAAGUAAAGCAUGUUAUAAUAAUAUGACGAACUCAUUGAUGAAUAAAUUAAAUAAUCUUAUACACGUAUGACCGAAUCAUUGUUUAAUAAAAUACUUAUAUGAUCGAUAUACGAUCGAUAUACGAUCGAUAUCCCCAAAAAAUGUUCAGAUCUGCACGUAUAUUCAUGAUGAUUUCUUUAUCAAUGUUAUACGCGUCUUGUUUACUUGCAUUCAUCUUUCUGAUGAAUGAACUUAAGCUGGGC